AUGGACGAGUUCACCAUCCCCAAUGCGUUCCAGGGUCUUGGAGACUAUCAAGACGGUUUCAGGCCACGCUCUAAACGGGAACUUGCAAUUGUGGCAAUGGAAGGCCUAAUCCGCGAAAAGCAGGGCUGGAAAUGUAAAGCUCUCGACGAAACUAUUGCUCAAAAGUGGAAGGAGGAGCUUUCUGAGCAGUCUGACAAAAGAUUGGUGGAGUACGCCGUUAAGGAAAUCCAAUGGCAAGCUCGAGAGUAUGCGAGCUCUCUUGUUGAUCCAGCUGCUAUCGAAGGGACGUAUUGUGUCAAUGAUAUUGUCUUGCCUGAUGAUAUUGAACGUGAUUUCAAGGAUGGUAUACGGCGUUUAGAAGAUGUGCCAGAAUCUAAAAUCGAUUACCAUCCUGGAUCCAACAACCAAGUCAUUGAUCUGGUACACCCUUCGUUGUAUUGUUUGGUUUACGGCAAGACUCGUCAUACGCGUGAUGCCCAUGCUAUUACUUCCUGGACGAAAAUGGAUCAAAGUGUGAUGCUCGUACCUCCUGAAAACAAUGAGCCUUACGAGAGUGUAAACUUUCAAUGGCUUCCAGCUGAGUUGCAGGUUUCCGAGGAUGGCAAAUCAGUCCAAUUUAAAUCCUACAUCAACAACUUACACCCUCAUGUGUUUGGAAACCUGUACAAGUCUCUCGAGUACAUUUUAGGAACUUGUAUGGUGCCAUUGUUUGAAAAAGUUUUGACUGACAUGGUCAAUGACGUCGACCAUCGUAUUGAGGUGUUCCCAUAUGAAUGGUAUGAAAAGGGCUCUGAUGGCCAACCAGAACCUGGUCCUGCUGAAGAAGGGGCUACAACGGAGGCACCAGCACCAGUUGGUGAAGCUGAUGCCCAAGAUGUCGAAGAGCCCGUUGAGGAGGCAGAAGGCGAUCAAGAAGAAUGGGUCGACGAUGACAAUGACGACGACGACGAUGAAGAGGACGAAUGGGAGAACCGUGUCGUCAAACAACCCAAAAUACCAGAAUUCAAGCCACCUGCUGGACCGAAACAUGUAGUCAGGCUGAAUGGGAAGCGCUUGCAAGUGAUAGUGAAGCUUGCAAAUAUCGUAUUGACCCCUGAAAAGCCAACAUAUAAUGGCGGUUCGUGGCAUGUUGAGGGCAUGAUGAACGAGCGUAUAGUGGCCACAGGUAUCCUAUACUACGACAUUGACAACAUCAAGGACAGUCGAUUGCAGUUUAGACGGCCGGUGGGAGAACCUGAUUAUGAGCAGAGUGAUGAUAGAGGUGUCCACGCAGUGUAUGGGCUUGAGGACGAAUCAAUUCUUGUUGAAAACAUGGGAUCAGUGGAUACCAAUACUCCAAAUCGAGCCAUUGCCUUCCCAAACCUCUAUCAACAUCGUGUCCAACCUUUCGAGCUGCUUGACAAGACAAAGCCUGGUAUACGUAAAAUUUUAGUCUUUUUCCUUGUCAACCCACAAGAAAAGAUCAUCUCAACAGCAACAGUACCACCACAACAAGCAGAAUGGUAUCGUAACUUUGACAUGGUCAAGCCAUAUCAUCCCUUAUCUCGGCUUCCCGAUCUGGCUCUCGAUGGAAUAAUCAAAUGGAUGGCGAAAGGUGCUGAUUCAGAUACCUUGAUGACGAUGGAACAAGCCAAGGAAUACCGUCGUCAAUUGAUUGAAGAAAGAAGUGGAAAAAUGCUUGAAGCAAACGAGGAGUUGUAUGAACGAUUUUAG
Synchytrium microbalum is the source of this 1713-nucleotide messenger RNA. RefSeq lists its product as uncharacterized. Bases 1 to 1713 code for a protein of 570 amino acids. The record is from RefSeq and is a predicted model, not a curated record. The transcript has 9 exons. Lineage: Eukaryota; Fungi; Chytridiomycota; Chytridiomycetes; Synchytriales; Synchytriaceae.